Messenger RNA from Penicillium nucicola, 960 nucleotides. RefSeq names its product deubiquitinase OTU2. The transcript has a single exon. Lineage: Eukaryota; Fungi; Ascomycota; Eurotiomycetes; Eurotiales; Aspergillaceae. The coding region runs from base 1 to 960 and encodes 319 amino acids. The record is from RefSeq and is a predicted model, not a curated record. Gene Ontology annotation, biological process: protein deubiquitination. Gene Ontology annotation, molecular function: cysteine-type deubiquitinase activity.
AUGGAUGAACUCCUAUUCAAGCACCGCAAAGAGCAAAAAGAUCUUCAGGGAAAGAUCACGCAAAAGAAAAAGUCCGCCACCAAGAAAACUCGCAAGGGCGUCAACGAUGAAUGCGACCGAAUGCAGCAGGAGCUGUCCGAGAAACACAAGACAGAGAUCGCCCAGCUGAACGGAGAUCCAGUCGAAGGACUUGAAGAGCUCAACCUGGAAGACGAUCAAACAACAGGUGAAGAGCCUACUGAAGACCAAGGCCCCCAAAAGAAAGAAGCAAUUCCCGAACCAACACCGGAACCCACUGCCCCCUCAAAUGGCAAGAAACCAAAUCGCCAAAAAGCCCGCCUCGCUCGACGCGCCGCAGAGCAAGAAGCCGCCUCAGCUGCCGCCGCAGAAGAAGCCAAAACCCAAGUCAACUACCGCGGUAACGAACAAGAAGUAAUGGACGCCGCAUUCAAAAAGCUCAAGUUGAAGGAAGUAGAAGUCACUCCGGACGGGCACUGCCUCUACUCAGCAAUCGCGAAACAACUCGACGAAUCCGGACUAGGACUACGCCCUGACGCAAGUCGCAUGACUCUGCAGCCCUCAACACAAUCGCGCAUCGAGACAGUUGCAUCGCCACAACAUGACGGCUAUCGAGCAGUACGGGCCGUAACGGCAGAUUUCAUCAACGAACACAAAGAGGAUUUCGAGGCAUUCAUGGAGGAGCCGAUUGAUUCAUAUACGCGCAAGAUAAAAUUGACUGCUGAGUGGGGUGGGCAUUUGGAGUUGCAAGCUAUUGCACGCGCGUAUGGGGUCGAGAUCAAUAUUGUACAAAGCGAUGGGCGGAUGGAGAAGAUUGAAUCUGGGGAUGAUAUGAAAAGUCUUGACGAGGCGGAGAAGGCGAAGAGGGUUCUUUGGUUGGCUUAUUACAUACAUUCAUACGGCCUUGGGGAGCACUAUAACGCCUUGACGAAACAGGGAUAG